This is a messenger RNA of Eimeria necatrix, 399 nucleotides long. RefSeq lists its product as hypothetical. The record is from RefSeq and is a predicted model, not a curated record. The transcript has a single exon. Bases 1 to 399 code for a protein of 132 amino acids. NCBI's taxonomy places the organism in Eukaryota, Apicomplexa, Conoidasida, Eucoccidiorida, Eimeriidae.
AUGGGCACAGCAGCAACGGCAGCGGGAGCAGCACGGACAGUGCACGGGCAGCGACGAGAGCUGCACAGAGGCAGCAGCAGCAGCAGCGACACCAGCAGCAGCAACAGUAGCAGCAGCAACAGCAGCAGCAGCAGCAGCAGCAGCAGGUUUAGACCCACUGCAAAACAGUCCUUCCUUCGACUCAUGAUGGGGGGCCCCCCAAGAGAGGGGGCCCCCACAGGGGCCCCCGGGUGCGCAAGGUGUAUGGGGCCUCCUGGGCCUUGUGCUGCUAGCGGCGCUGCUGCUGCUGCUGCUGCUGCUGCUGCUGCUGCACUGCGCACAAGGCGCAGGUGCAGCAGCACCUGCGCAGAAGUGCAGCAGCAGCGCUGCUUCGACCAAAUGGAUUCAAAGUACAUUUAA